AUGGAGGUCUUCAUUCGGGACGUGCCGGGCCAGGUCACUGAGAGUGUGCUGCGAAACCUUUUGCGACCCUACAUGAAUGACCAAGGAAUCAAAACAUACCAUUGCCGGAAGCAACAGCAAAAGAAAUUCGCUUUCCUCAUCUUCCUUCAUGUUCACGAGGGCAACAAAUUCCUCCGCGCCUAUGGCCAAGAAAAGCCCCCAAAGACGGGUCCGGCCAUUCCAGCCAAGAUACAAAUACUAUCAACGCCUAUCUUCUGUGUGAUUAGCAAAAAGACUCCAAAUGUUCACCUGUUGAACAGUCUAGCGAAGGAAGAGAAAGAGCAAAAUGUGAAGAGCAAGACUGUGCAGGAGGUUCCCAAGUUGGAGGUCAAAAAAGAAUUCCGCACUUCGAGAGUUUUUUGUGGGGUCUGGAGCUACGCUGACUCGAACUUGAUCUUCGUGCCUUAUUUCGUUCUUGAAGGCAAUGGUUUGGCGAAGUUUGGGCCUCGGAGUUUGACUUUGAGGGCCGAUUCGGGCAAGAGAAUUGAGUUUCUAUACUCCAACAUCUAUGAUAUUACAACGGAAAACGAACCACACCCAUCGUUCACCCUCGCGUGUCACGGCGCCCCUCAAUUCUUCCAUGGCACCCCUUCCGAUUCGAUGGAUCUUCUGGUCUCCAAUACUGCGAAGUUGAGCUUUGACAGCCGCAAAAGCCAACAGCGUCAGCGAAUGCCAGCCUUAACACAAAAUCAUGGCGUAGUUGCGGGAAGCUGCUUUGUUUAUCGGAUCUUAUUGGCGUAUAAUUCUUCAUGGGCUCCCCACCAAGUGGCGGAAUACAUGCAUUCACUUCAGAAGCUUUCCGGGCUCCCACCGAUGACACACCAGCAAAUCGACAGUAUCCCUCCUCGGGAGUCGUUUGCCACUCUUCAGAAAGAACUCACGGCGAAGUUAGCGGAUGUUAACAGGUUUUCGCACCACUGGAGAUUGAAGUUCCAGAUUCGAAGGCUGGCAACGAAUGGCCAUUUGACUCCCAGACAAAUAUUAUCCAUAAUACCAGAUAUCCUGAAGAUCCUUCAGCGCUCCGGCGUCACUACGUGUAUCGCCGCUAUGCAAAGGUUUCGCACUCAAAUUCCAUGGGCAGGUGCUGAGACGGACGCCAAUGAUCUCGACGUCCCGUCUUUGGUCCAACUGUUAAAGAGUGCCGAGACAUAUGCCUUGAGCAAUGAUGAAUAUCUCAACAGCGAUGGAAGUUUUGGCCACGCUGCAGAGAAUGUGGCGAUGAUACAUCGUGUGCUGGUUACACCAGCAGGCAUUUAUCUCUAUGGACCGGAUGCCGAACCUAUGAACCGUGUGCUGCGAAAAUAUCCUAAACACCACGAGUACUUUCUUCGAGUGUCAUUCGCCGACGAAGAUGGCGAGCCAGUGAGGUACAAUCCGCGAGUAUCGAAUGACCAGAUCUUCAAUGAUAGAUUCAAGUCUGUCCUGAGAGAUGGGAUGAGUAUUGCUGGUCGCAAAUAUGAUUUUCUGGGAUUCUCCCAUUCCUCACUGCGGGCGCAAUCGUGCUGGUUUAUGGCCCCAUUCACAUAUAAGGGUAGUCUGCUAUACGACAGACUGUUGAUUCAGCAGCUUGGGGACUUCACACAGAUUAGGUGUCCUGCCAAGUGUGCAGCUCGGAUUGGCCAAGCGUUUUCCGAGACUCCUGUUGCUGUUACCUUUCCUCCUGGAACAAUUAGGAAGACGCAUGAUGUUGAACGCAAUGGUCGAGUUUUCAGUGAUGGAGUUGGCACCAUGUCAACCUCUGUCAUGCGUAAGAUAUGGAAAGCUCUCCCCUCAAUGCAGGAUCUGAAACCAACCUGUUUCCAGAUCCGAUAUCAGGGUGCGAAAGGAAUGUUAUCACUAGACACCCGUCUGGUCGGCGACUCUGUCCUCUUGCGUCCAUCCAUGAUCAAGUUUGAAGGUUCGACCUCUAUGGAUAUUGAGCUUUGCGGUUCCUCCUCGAGGCCCCUGCCAAUGUAUCUCAAUCGACAAGUCAUCAAAAUUAUGGAAGAUAUGGGUGUGCAGGAUAGCUGGUUCUUGCAACUGCAAUCUCAAGAGGUCGAGCGUCUCCGGAAGAUCACCGCCACCGCAGGAAACGCGGCGAAAUUCCUAAAAUCGCAGUUGAUAGGUGAAGCUGGGCACCUCUCAUGGUUCAUCAGAAAGCUCUUUUCCCUGGGGCUCGAGUUCCGAACUGAUCGAUUUCUAAGAGAUGUGCUUGAAUUGUCCGUUAUAAUGCAAGUCCGCGUCAUGAAAUACAAGGCUCGAAUCCCCGUGCCAUCUGGAAUGACGUUGUACGGCGUCAUGGACGAGACCGCCUAUCUCAAAGAGGGGCAAAUUUUCUGCACAUUUAUGGAUGGCAAGGCAAAGAAGAAUCUGGUUGGAAAGAAUUUGGUCAUCACCAGAUCUCCAGCACUUCACCCCGGCGAUGCUCAAAUUGUGGAAGGAGUCACCCCGCCACCUGGCUCCCCUCUUUUACACCUGUCCAACUGCAUUUGCUUUAGUCAGAAGGGAGAACGUGACCUGCCCAGUAAGUUGAGCGGCGGGGAUUUAGACGGCGACCUUUACAACAUCAUCUGGGAUUCUGCGUGCAAGCCUACUCACACCUGCAUCCCAGCCGACUAUCCGAGACAAGUCCCACAGGACAUCGGUCGUGAGGUUACGCGGGAGGACAUGACCGACUUUUUUAUCAAAUUCAUGGAGACUGAUCAACUCGGCCGGAUUGCGACUUCCCACCAAGUGCUCGCAGAUCAAAGGUCCCAAGGAACAUCAGAUCCCGACUGCAAGAUGCUGGCCGAGCUUCACUCUACCGCCGUAGACUUCUCUAAGACCGGCAUUCCGGUAAAUAUGAAAUUAAUGCCAAAGUUCAUCCCUGUCCGACCAGAUUUCAUGGCCCCAGGACCCGACCACAAAGAUCCUGGGAAAACUUUCCGCGCCAUCGACGAACACGAGAUUUUCGGCGAUCUUCACAGAUACCGAAUGGCCUCCAGCUCUAGAAUAACGCUUCUAGAUAAACUGUGGACUUACGUAAAACAGAAAUGUCGACUCAUCCACUGGCGUCAACAUUUAGUCGAGGCACAGGAGAUUAAAGACAUGUAUGAAGACUGUCUCCUCAACAUCAUGAAAACCUAUAGCGAACAUCCACUCCGCCCGAUGUCUGAGCUCGAAGCUUUUAUCGGCAAUAUUCUCGGCGCGCGAGGAUCUCAAUCAAAAAGGCAACGCGAUCUAUCAGUCCCAAUGAAGGAGGCAUUUGAUCGAGACGUCGCUUUCAUCGUUGACUGCAUCAGAGGGAAUAAUGGGGAGGACGAUGGUGAUUCUGACGAUGAGUAUGAAUAUGAGGCGUUGGAGAGGAGUAUUGCUUGCUUUGAAGUCAGUUUGGGUGAGGCUACGAGGGUAGCACAAGGUGGGAGAAAGAAUGAACCUUUAAUCAGCUUCAGAUACAUUGCUGCUGCUGUGUGCUUGAAGGAGAUGGAAAAGGCCUUUGACUGA
Hyaloscypha bicolor E is the source of this 3501-nucleotide messenger RNA. Its product is annotated as rna-dependent rna polymeras-like protein. Gene Ontology annotation, molecular function: RNA-directed RNA polymerase activity. Bases 1 to 3501 code for a protein of 1166 amino acids. NCBI's taxonomy places the organism in Eukaryota, Fungi, Ascomycota, Leotiomycetes, Helotiales, Hyaloscyphaceae. Gene Ontology annotation, cellular component: nuclear RNA-directed RNA polymerase complex. The transcript is spliced from 4 exons. Gene Ontology annotation, biological process: siRNA processing. The record is from RefSeq and is a predicted model, not a curated record.